AUGGUGACCGUCAAGCACAAGGAGGCGGUUCACCGCGUGACGUCAGAUCAUUCGCCCGGCCUUCACCAAACCUCCCAUGCCCACCAUUCCUCCCUUUCCCACCAACCCCCCCCUCCGCAUCCACAGCACUCCGCUCCUAUCAACCACCACUCACCGCCUUACCAGACCUCCCCCCUGCACCAUACGCCGCGGACGACGCUCGCGCAUUCCGGUGAAGCCGACGCCAGCCCGCUUUCCGCGCAUUCCCUUUCCGCGCAACCUCUUUCCGCGCGCCAUCGCCGCCGCGCGCAUUCCUCCGCGCACGCGGGCCCGGACCUGCUCCUGUCCACCGGGCGGCUGUUGCUGCUGCUGGCGAUCGUAAUCGCCUUUGUGUUCCUUUAUUCCGAGCUCGAGUCGCGGAUAGAUCUCGAUGACGAUCCGCUGGGAGAGGAGAAGAGCUUCAGACGGGAAAACGGAAACGGAAACGGUAACGGUAACGGAGGAGGAAACGGAAACGGUGGUGGAGGGUUGGGAAGGUGGGGGUUGGCGGAAGGGUCGGAGGAGCCAUGGCAGCAUAGAGGGCUGGCGGAUUACGGGAAUCAGAGCGUAUCGGAUCUUUUAAGCGCCGUGAUGAUGGAGGGGAGUAACGGGAGUCUCGAUAACGGGAAUGGUGACAAUAACGGGACUGACGAGGACGGGGAUGGGGCGGCAGCUCAGGCUCGGGUCACUGAUCGGUGGUCCGUAGGGUCUGAUAAGCAGCCUGAUAAGCUGACUGAGGGUUCUGAUAAUGGGUCCAGGACGAGGCUAUCAGAGGUUGGCCCGAGUUUAGAGGAGCGUCGGCAGUUGCUUCUACUGGAGCGUGACCAUAAAGGGGUUUUGGCCGUAUCCCACCAUAAGCACUCGGGGUUGGGCGGGCAUGGGGCGAAAGGACACGGAAGGUCGCUAGAAGAUUCGGGGUCCGGCGGUGCUGACGUCAGCGGUAGGGGCAGCAGCAGCGGGAGAAGCGGGAACGGAAGGAGGGGGGACGAGGAUGAGGAGGAGGUGUUUGAUAUGUACGAGGCUUCGUUAGACGAACAGGUUGCGCAAGAUAUCACUAUAGUUAUCUCCGCUAAGCACACCUUCAGCUCCGCGCCCGCGCAGCUGGACGCGGUGCUCCGCAACACCCCCCCCUCCCCCGUCGUGUACCUGCUCUCCGCGGACAUGCCCGCGCGCGUGCGCGCGCACGUGCUGCGGCGGAAGCGCGAGGCGGACGCGGGGAUGUGGCGCGGGAACGCGGUGCUGCGCGGAUCGCCCGCCGCGGACGGGUCCGUGCAGUACCAGCAGCAGCAGGAGCGGCGCAUGGUGAUUAAAGACGUAGGGCGCCACGCGAGCGGAUUCGCGAUGCGAAACGCGUCAGUGGAGCUAAUUAAGACUAAGUACGCAUUAUUCAUAUUCUCAGACGUGUUUCCCCUAGGUCACCGGUGGCUGCAGAAGCUGUAUAUGUUUGCCGAGGCUAGGGGGGGAGAGGGGGUGAUCUUCUUGCCGUUCCUGUGGGAGCAAUCCGGCGGAGGCUCGGCACCGAGCUUCAAGGGAAUGAUGUCCAUGGAUGGUAUGGUGGAAGGCGGAGGGGGAAGCGGAGGGGGAAGUGGAGCGGGAGGCGAUGGGGACGAGAGUGGCAUCAGCAGCAGUGGCGGCGGCAGCGGUGACAGCGGUGACAGCGGUGGCAGGGAGUUAGGGCACGCGAGGAAGACGCACACGGGCAGCAGGUGCAAGGCGGAGGGGGAGAGCAUGCGCCUGCACGCCGCGUUCGGCGCGGAUAUGAUCCUGGACGACUUCAGCAACGACGGGAAGCUGUACCCCCAGCCCAUAGAAGACCCGCAGGUCGCCGCCGCGCUAGACCCCACUCUUCUCGACCCAAGGGAAUCAGCCGUGGGGAUAGAGGAUCACUGCUUGCUCGUCCGGCACUCGUUCCUGCUGGAGGCACAGGUGUUUGACCCCCAGGUCGGGUAUACUCGGCAGGAUCUAGACAUAGCGCUUACGACAAGGUAUUUUAACUACAAGGCGUUUCUGGUGCCGCAGUCGGUGGUGGUAUACCACCAGCCGUCCACGAGUAUACGCACCAGCGACCUCGUGUAUUUCGUGAGCCAGAGUGGGGAUGAUGUGUGCACGGCGAACCAGGUGUUUCUGCGGCACAAGUGGGGGGUGAUUGUGGGGCAGCGGUGCAGGGGGUUUGUGGAUGCGGCGCUCAGGGGGCUCAUGUGGGUGGCGGAGGGGGACGCGGGGACGGACAUGCGCGCGCAGGUGCAGGCGGAAGGGGGAGCGGGGGGGGAUUUGGGCGCACAGGCAGACGGGGAGACCUCCCAGAGCGAACAGUCCCGCCUCAUCCUCGCGUUCUUCUCUCUAACCGGUUUCAACCGCUUUCAAAUGCGUCAUCUGCCCUUCUGGGGAUCCCUCCCGCCCGCCCCCUCAGUGCCCUGCCUUGUCCGCGAUAAGACUGUCUGUGAUUCGUCCAUUCCCUGGAUGGCUGCUGCUAGCGGGUUUGUACCCUUUGUAGAAAGACUCGGUUCUCUGCACGAGUUCCUAGAGGAGAUUAGGGACAGGGGGAGGAGCAGAGGCGGGCGUUGGGCUUACAACGGCUCAAUGGCCAGGCAGCGGCACACAGGCAGCCAGGCGCUGCUUCACCACGAGCAGCAUCAAGAGGUUGCAGGUCAGUCGCAGCAGCGACCGAGUAACAGAAGCAGCCAGUUACAGGCCAGCAGCCGGCGUCGACUGUUAGCCAGCAGCAGCGACCCACCCCCAGCAGUCACGGGAGACCCGCAGCUGUGGAUGGGGCGCGUGGAAGAAUUCCCCCCUCUCCGCGUGAACCGAGUGGAAGACCUAUGGCGGUCAUCCUCCCUGCGAGACGGGCAGCUGUUCACAGUGCGGCGCAGCCUAGUGAAGAAGAACGAGAAGCACCCGGGGAGGAGGGCGCCGGACUUGCCGGUGCUGACGCGCAUGUACGUGCCGUUUGUGCUCGUAGAGGCUGAGAUGGAGGGGGACAGGGUGGGAGGGGAGAGCAGUGCCAAGGGCAUUGCACGCUCGUGCAUGUUCAACGGCAUGUCGGUAGUCAUCGAGGAGAAGUGCUUCUUUCCGAAACAAGGGCCCACUGCAAGCAGUAGAGGCACUCUCCUCGGUCCCCCAGGCUCCCAUGUCGGCCCGGCGCGCCCGUGCCUGCGCUCGGCCCGGUACUUCCGAGCCUGGAUGUACGUGCGGCACGUGGAGAUGGACCGAACGCCCCUCUUCAUGUUCGACCGUUUCCGCCGCACCCUCCGCCGCUCCCUCUCCGCCCGGAGAGGCGGCGGGUGGAUCGACGCGAAGCACAUGGUGUGGCUGUCGAGGUGCCUACGGCCGGUGGUGAGGAGAGUGAGGAUUGUGAGGUGUGUGGCGGGGACGGGGGAGGCGUGCGCUGUGGCGUGGCAGGUGGGGGCGGUGCCGGAUGCGUGGCGGCUGGUGCUGUGGGCGUGGCGGCCGCAGAGCGUGCGGACGGCGCAGGUGGCUCUGAUGGCGCGGGACACUCAACCUGUUGGACUGGUGAAUAGUGUGGCAGUUGUGUGGUACCUGCAGAGUGUGCGGAUGGCUCAGUUGGCUCUCAUGGCUCUGGACACGCCCCCUGAUGGUGAGCGGGUGUGGGGGUUUGAAGCAUGGAGAGUAGGAGGGGAGGUGAGUGCGGGCAUGGUGGGGAAUGUGUGGCUGCUGGUGCUGUGGGCGUGGGGCGCGCAGAGCGUGCGGACGGUGGAGUGUGAUCAAUCAAAGUGGAGUGUGCGGAUGGGGCAGGUGGUUUUCAUAGCGCAGGACACGCCCCCUAUUGACGACUGUCUCGCGCUCGUGUUCACGCACCUCACCUCGCCUCGGGAUUGGCUCGCAGCGGCGUGCGCGUGUCACCGCUGGCGCUACGCAGCCAAUGACGGCAUCCGCACGCUCUCGCUCUCAGAAUCCGCCAUUCACAGCCUGCCAGGUGGCCUAGCCUGCGGCCUCCACAGAUUUCGCCAGCUGGCGUCUCUCGAGGUCCCCGCGCCCUGCCUCUCCCCCGGGAUCGCCUCCACGCUUGCCACGUGUCCGCAUCUGACGGCUCUGCAUCUCGUGCCGCUACGGCGCGUUCUCGCGCACAAGUUCACCCGGCACGAUGUUUUUCCGCUGCCCGAGGAGCUCGGGCAGGUCACGCAGCUGCAGUACCUGAGGGUUAUGAGCGAGAUGGUGGCUGAAAUUCCGGAUUCCGUUUGCCGCCUGCCUGUCCUCCGUACGCUGCAUCUGGACUCGUGCCUGAAGCUGAAAGCGCUGCCCGCGGAAAUCGGGCAGCUUGCUGAUUUGGAGGAGCUGAAGAUCACCGGGUGCCGGGCUAUUUCGGAGCUGCCCGAGUCUCUGGGCAGCCUGCCGCGGCUCCGGACGCUGGUCCUCAACCAGUGCACGAGCCUUGCGAAGCUGCCCGAAUCCCUCUCCUCCCUGGCUUCGUUGGAAACUUUUGAGGUCGCUGCAUGCAACAAGCUGAACCAGCUGCCCAAAGGGUUUUCCCAGCUGCCCAACCUCCUGGUGCUCCGCUUGACCGGGUUUGAAACUCUCCAACCGAUCCCAGAAAUCUCAAUAAAAUUUCUCGACCUGCGAGUGCUCCACUUAGGGUGGGCUGCAGCAGAUGUCCCUUUCUCUUGGUCCCUCUUCCACGACCUUCAAGAUCUUUCGCUCGCCUGCCCGCUGACCGAACUCGACGAUCUCAGCCUGCUGCCCCUGUCCCGGCUCACCUCACUUGAGAUUACGCACUCGCGCUACCUCACCGCCCUCCCCUCCUCCCUCUGCUCUCUCUCCUCACUCACUCUCCUCCGCCUCAACGUCUGUUCUAAGCUCGCUUCCCUCCCCACCAACAUCGGCUCAUUGACUUCCCUCCGCUCACUUGAGAUCAAGAAAUGCCUGUCACUCUCCGCUCUCCCGGAUAGCUUGGCGAGUCUGCUUUGCUUGGAUUCUGUCAUAAUCAAGGACUGUCAUUCGCUGAAGGGCCUGCCCAAGGAUUUCGGGCAGCUGGGGAAUCUGCGGUCCAUGCAGCUGGUGAACUGCCCGGUGUUGCAGGACCUGCCCGCGUCUUUCGGGCAGCUCUCGUCGCUUCAGGCGCUGGAGAUCUGGAACUGCAAGGCGCUGGUGGGUCUGCCCGACACUUUCGGGCAGCUGGAAAAGCUCAAGAAGCUUCGCAUGAUUGGCUGUAGCUCGGUCCUUGCCCUGCCGGAGAACUUUGGGCAGCUGAAAUCUCUUGAGUUCCUGGAGCUGCUAGACCUUAUGCGAGUAGACACCCUUCCCGGCACAUUUGGCAAUCUUUCAGCUCUGCAGUCGCUGACCCUUCGCCUGGCCGGGAUCACACAGCUGCCCCCUUCCUUCGGGCAGCUUGCGUCGCUCCAUUGGCUUGUGCUGCUCAGCAUGCCGAACCUUUCCAACCUGCCCGAGACCUUGGGUACCCUUUCGGCACUCAAGCAGCUGGAGUGUGUGUCCUGCACGUCUCUCCGCCAGGUGCCCGAGUCUCUCGGGCAGCUAAUGAAUCUUUCGGAGAUGGACUUUCAGUGGAUUCCCGUUCCAAGCCUUCCCGCUUCGCUUGGCUCCCUCUCUCGACUUCAGUCUCUGCUGCUGACCGGGCUGACCAACCUGCGUGCUCUGCCCGCAUCCAUCGGGCAGCUGAAAAACCUCAAGAAGCUGAAGCUGAUGAGCCUGUCUCAGCUCUCGACUCUGCCCGACUCGUUUGGCGAGCUGACCAGCCUCCGAAUCCUCGUCAUAUCCCACGUCCCUCUCACCGCCCUCCCUGCAAACUUCACCUUCCCCUCCCUCCUCUCCCUCACCAUCUCCCACACCAAACUCUCCACCCUCCCACCGUCCUUCUCCUCUCUCACAUCCCUCCGUAUGCUCCACAUUGCACACUGCCCCACACUCCGCGCCCUCCCCUGGGAUCUCGGCAACCUCUCUUCUCUCCACACCCUCCGCCUCCUCUCCCUCCCCCUCCGCUCGCUCCCUGAUUCUACCGGAUCACUCGCCAAGCUUCAAGAGCUUGAGCUGCAGGACCUUCCGAUCUGCUCGGUGGAUUUUCUGGGCAAGAUGAAGCGGGCUCGGAAGGUGACUAUAAAAGGGUGUGAUUCUCUGAGGGAGGCGCAUGGAUCCAUGCCUGCUUGGAUGAGAUCUGCAUCGAUUCCGCAGCUGAGCAUUGCGUUUUCAAAUGCCCCGCCCCCCUCUCCGUUCUUGCCUUAUCUGAACAUGUACGAGUCCAGCUGCCCUGUUAUGUGA
This is a messenger RNA of Closterium sp. Naga37s-1, 6246 nucleotides long. NCBI's taxonomy places the organism in Eukaryota, Viridiplantae, Streptophyta, Zygnematophyceae, Desmidiales, Closteriaceae. The record is from the annotation of a GenBank genome assembly.